AUGUAUUCUUUGAAUUCUUUUCGCCACAUUGAUGACACUAAUUGGUUAUUCUUAACAUUUAGCAUUGCGCUUUGCAUUCCUACAAACACAAAUGCUAGGCCACAUUUUAUUGUCUCUCAAAAUACGCUGCAGGAAUUAGUGCCUACCAGCAAUAGUAGUAGCAAUAAUAAUAGCAUUCAAAACGCCUUAGUACCCUCAGUACCGGUUAUACCAACGUCUUCUAUUGCCAUGGCUGAGCCGCCUCUAGGACGUGAUAUUAGCAUAGGUCCAUGCAUAUGGACGGUAGAUCGUAAAUGUCCCGAUCGUGAUAUAUUAUUUUAUUUAUAUACCCGUAAAAAUCCAAAAGAUAGGCAAUUUGUACACAUCGAUGAAACUCUAAAAAAAUCGAAUCUGACAUCGUCACAUUUUAAUAAAUUACAUCCGACCAAAAUUAUAAUACACGGCUAUAAUUCGGAUAUGUUCUUACAUCCUCUACAACUAAUGAAAGAUGAAUAUAUGGCAACAGGUCAUCACAAUAUAUUUUACGUAGACUGGAGUAAAUUGUCUUUAAGUCCUUGCUAUAUGAGCGCUGUUUAUAACACACGUCAUACGGGUGCGUGCGUAGCUAAGCUAGUUGAACGCAUAUUAGAUACAGGAGCAUCCGAUAUUCAUGUUAUCGGUUUUUCACUGGGUGCCCAGCUAACCAAUUAUAUAGCAAGAAAUUUGGGUUCAUUUCUGCUACCUCGUAUAACAGGUUUAGAUCCUGCUAUGCCUUUGUUUAUAACCGCUUCGGCAGCCCAUAAGCUCGAUCCAAGUGAUGCUGCUUAUGUUGACGUUAUUCACACCAAUGCCAUUGUGCAAGGCAAGCUGGAACGAUGUGGUCAUGCCGAUUUUUACAUGAACGGUGGCAUAAUGCAGCCUGGCUGUUAUAAUUCAACGAUGAAUGCCUUUGCAUGCAGUCAUCAGAGAGCGCCCGCUUAUUAUUUAGAAUCUAUACGUUCUCCUCGGGGCUUUUGGGGUUGGCCUUGUAGCUCAUAUCUCACUUACAUUCUGGGCAUGUGUCCACCGAACGAUUAUUUGGUGGAAGCUGGCGAACAUGUAAAACCGAGCACUCGUGGUUUGUUUAUUAUUAAAACAAAAGAGGCUUUUCCAUUCGCCUUGGGUAAAGGUGUGGAUGUACUUAGUUUGAAAGAUUGGUGGAAAAAGAACAAAUCGACAAAUGAAUCGAACAUAAAAUUCGAAAUACCAUUACAGAAGGUAGAACCCCUUCAAAAAUAUAUUGAUCAAUGGGGCAAAUUGGAUUCCACCUUCAAUAAUUUACAGGAACACGAAACUGAAAAUCCCUAUGACUUCAUGUGGACGCAUGUUGAUGAGAGCGAUACUGCCGAUAAGCCCAGCGUUUCAAUUGAAGAGGAAGAUAUUAAAGAUUUAAAUAAGAGUGCAACGCAUGAAAAACAAUUGAAAAUAAACUGGGAUGAAUACCGCGAAAAUCUGACAUCCGGCUUUAUCGAUAGUUCCAUAUUUAGUGUUCCUAUUUUAAGUUAA
Glossina fuscipes is the source of this 1524-nucleotide messenger RNA. Its product is annotated as lipase member H. The record is from RefSeq and is a predicted model, not a curated record. Gene Ontology annotation, molecular function: lipase activity. Gene Ontology annotation, biological process: lipid metabolic process. NCBI's taxonomy places the organism in Eukaryota, Metazoa, Arthropoda, Insecta, Diptera, Glossinidae. Bases 1 to 1524 code for a protein of 507 amino acids. The transcript has 5 exons.